Annulohypoxylon maeteangense is the source of this 977-nucleotide messenger RNA. RefSeq names its product ras family-domain-containing protein. The coding region runs from base 127 to 759 and encodes 210 amino acids. Gene Ontology annotation, molecular function: GTP binding; GTPase activity. The record is from RefSeq and is a predicted model, not a curated record. The transcript has 6 exons. Lineage: Eukaryota; Fungi; Ascomycota; Sordariomycetes; Xylariales; Hypoxylaceae.
CGAUUUCCGAUUUCUACUGAUCAUAUUAUAUCCUGUACAUCUGCGCAUCUCGACUAAUUUAAACCGGUCGAACGUUUCUUCACAGCUCUCGACUUAAAUCGCAAUAAGCAGGACUUCAACGCAAAUAUGUCACAAGCUGGAGGAGCAGGCGGGUACAACAACCCGUUGAAGAAAUUCAAGCUGGUAUUUCUCGGCGAACAAAGCGUCGGCAAGACCUCCUUGAUAACGCGGUUCAUGUACGAUUCUUUCGAUAAUAUGUACCAAGCCACGAUCGGUAUCGAUUUCCUUUCAAAGACAAUGUACCUUGAAGAUAGAACGGUGCGAUUGCAAUUGUGGGAUACAGCUGGCCAAGAACGUUUCAGGAGUUUGAUUCCUUCCUACAUACGAGAUUCCAGCGUUGCGGUGGUCGUCUACGAUAUUUCAAAUGCUAAGUCCUUCCAAAAUACGAAGAAAUGGAUCGAUGAUGUACGCGCGGAACGAGGAAACGACGUGAUAAUCGUGCUGGUGGGGAACAAGACCGACUUGAACGACAAGCGAGAAGUCACUACGGCGCAAGGUGAAGAGGAGGCUAAAAGGAACAAUCUAAUGUUCGUCGAGACGAGUGCGAAGUUGGGUCAUAACGUCAAGAAUCUCUUUAGGAGGAUAGCGCAAGCUCUUCCCGGCAUGGAGGGGACAGACGCAGCAGCACAGGCUUCAUCACAGAUGAUCGAUGUCAAGACUAACACCCAAACGUCUCAACAGGAAGGAUGUGCGUGCUAGAGGAUGUGAUGUUCCUCCGUAUUAAAGGAGAAUCUGCGACAUUGCGGGGAGGAGAGCGAGGGCCACGCAGGAUAUUUCCGUGCAUAGCGAAUGAACAAGUCAAAAGUUGUUGUAUAAUACGAGUCAAUCCACGAAGCAAAGUAACGAGACGAGGACCAGUACGGCCAUUACGGGUAUGACGUUUAGUAUAUGUAAUCACCUUUUCAGAUUCCAAUUUG